GAAUAGUUCGAUGCUGAAAGAAAAUCCCUGCACAGUCCUGAAUGUUUGUAAAAGGGGCGAUUAAAGAACUCUUGAAACAGUAGCUCAAAAAAUGUUAAAAAAUCAGUGAGAGCACACAACCUCAAAGUCUCCCACUCUGGCUACUUGGAGAAAGUAUAUCCAUAUAUUAGAGAUCAAAUCAAGAAAUCAAGUGCUCCAAAAACAUUAGUUGUCAGCCCAUCGCAACCCAGCCUGUAGGACUCAUUUGGAAAUCAGUGAAGAAGCCGACAAUUGGAGAUAGUUCCAAGCAUCCCCAUGUGGGAUACCUUUUUUGGCUCAUUGAUGCAGCUUCUCUAGCUACUUGUUCUGUUUUGUUGUUCAUCUCACUUUCUCUGCUCUUCAUCUGAAGUAAGGCACUUAACUCUAAAAUUCAAUCUGAAGUUUCUGAGCUUCUUCAACUCACCAUGUGGGACGCGGAAAGCGAGACCGGAGGAGGGCGAGAUUACAGCAAUGGAGUUCUCAGCAUAAGCAAGCAUGGACUUAAAACCGAUGGUUUUGAGCAAAGAGGCCAGUCUUGGUAUGUUGCAACUGAUAUCCCAAGUGACUUUUUAGUUCAAAUUGGAGAUGUUAAUUUCCAUUUACAUAAGUAUCCUCUGCUUUCUAGAAGUGGCAAGUUGAACAGAAUCAUAUAUGAAUCACGGGAAGACCUGAACAAGAUAGUUUUAGAUGACCUCCCAGGUGGACCUGAGGCUUUUGAGCUUGCAGCAAAAUUUUGCUAUGGGAUUGCUGUUGAUCUGACAGCAAACAAUAUCUCUGGCCUUAGAUGUGCAGCAGAGUACCUGGAAAUGACAGAGGACUUAGAAGAAGGCAAUCUAAUAUUCAAGACAGAAGCUUUUCUCAGCUACGUGGUUUUGUCAUCAUGGAGAGAUUCUAUACUAGUACUUAAAAAUAGUGAGAAGCUGUCGCCAUGGGCAGAGAACCUUCAAAUUGUCAGAAGAUGCAGCGAGUCCAUUGCUUGGAAAGCUUGUGCUAAUCCAAAAGGAAUAAGAUGGCAAUAUACAGGGAGGCCCCCAAAAGUAUCUAGCCCUAGUUGGAAUGAAAUGAAGGAUUCCAGUCCAAGCAGAAACCAACAAGUGCCACCUGAUUGGUGGUUUGAAGAUGUUUCGAUUCUCAGGAUUGAUCACUUUGUACGUGUUAUUACUGCUAUUAAGGUAAAGGGGAUGAGACAUGAACUAAUUGGAGCUGCAAUAAUGCAUUACGCAGCUAAAUGGCUUCCAGGACUAAUAACGGAGGGAUCAGCAGCAGCUGAUGAGGGAAGCAAUUACAGCCACGCUAAUGACAUAAACAGAAGUUGGAAAGGGGGGCUCCAUAUGAUUGUAGCUGGGACAAAAGAAGAUAUACCAACUGUUCAGGCUAAGGAUCAAAGAAUGAUUAUUGAGAGCCUUAUUAGCUUAAUACCUCCCCAGAAGGACAGUGUUUCCUGUAGCUUCCUUCUUCGACUGUUGAGAAUGGCAAACUUGUUGAAAGUAGCUGCUGCUCUGGUUACUGAAUUGGAAAAGAGGGUAGGCAUGCAGUUUGAACAGGCUACAUUGGCAGAUCUUCUCAUUCCUUCAUACAACAAGAGUGAAACUUUAUACGAUGUUGAUCUAGUUCAAAGACUACUGGAGCAUUUCCUUGUCCAAGAGCAGACAGAAAGUUCAAGUCCUAGCAGACAAUCAUUUGCUGAAGCACCCCAAAGGGGUACAAAUCCAAAUGCUAAGAUGAGAGUGGCAAGGCUGGUUGACAGUUAUCUAACAGAGGUGUCCAGAGAUAGAAAUCUCUCCCUAACGAAAUUUCAGGUCUUGGCAGAAGCUCUACCUGAUUCAGCAAGAACCUGUGAUGAUGGACUAUAUAGAGCUGUUGAUUCCUACCUGAAGGCCCAUCCAACACUAUCAGAGCAUGAAAGGAAGAGGCUUUGCCGUGUAAUGGAUUGCCAGAAGCUCUCAAUUGAUGCAUGCAUGCAUGCUGCUCAGAAUGAACGGCUUCCUCUAAGAGUAGUAGUGCAAGUUCUCUUCUCUGAACAGGUGAAGAUAAGCAAUGCAAUAGCUAGUAGCUCCCUCAAGGAAGCUGGAGAAUCCCACUACCAGCCAAUGGUGUCAACCCGUAAGACAUUGCUUGAAGGGACGCCACAGUCAUUUCAAGAAGGAUGGGCAACUGCCAAGAAGGACAUCAACACUCUCAAGUUUGAGCUUGAAACAGUCAAGGCUAAGUACUUGGAACUCCAAAACGACUUUGAAACCUUACAGAGACAGUUCGAUAAGAUGGCUAAGCCAAAGCAAACUUUCGCAUGGACCUCAGGGUGGAAAAAGCUAGGCAAGCUCACCAAGAUGUCAAAUUUGGAAAACCAUGAUGAUGGACCCCAGAUUUCGAAUCCAGAACAACCUAAAAAGGCACCUAGAAGGUGGAGAAAUUCCGUUUCUUGAGAACUAAGGAAGUGAAGAAGUUCAAUUUGUAUCUUUCAUUCCAUUGAUGUGGAGCAUAUAAGCAAUUGGGCAAGCAUACACUGGGACCUGGAUGGAUUGGAAAAAGGAUUAUCAGGGGCAUUAUCUCUCUCUCUCUCUCUCUCCAUGUAGGUUGUCAUAGUUGUUGUCCAGUUUUUCCAUAAGACCAAGUAUUCGAUCUUGCACACAAAAUUGCAGAGAAGGAACAAUUCAUCAGCUUAGUGUUUUGUUUCUUCCUACCCUUCCUGAAUAUCAAUGGAACACUAAUUGUAUAUCAUGAGAAUAGUUCAAAGCCAGACAAAGUUGUUAGGGUAU
Messenger RNA from Coffea eugenioides, 2774 nucleotides. Its product is annotated as root phototropism protein 3. Gene Ontology annotation, molecular function: protein binding. The transcript has 5 exons. The record is from RefSeq and is a predicted model, not a curated record. Bases 444 to 2441 code for a protein of 665 amino acids. NCBI's taxonomy places the organism in Eukaryota, Viridiplantae, Streptophyta, Magnoliopsida, Gentianales, Rubiaceae.